Molecule: messenger RNA, 1406 nt
Organism: Manihot esculenta (cassava)
Lineage: Eukaryota; Viridiplantae; Streptophyta; Magnoliopsida; Malpighiales; Euphorbiaceae
Exons: 5
Coding region: 156-968 (270 amino acids)
Source: RefSeq, a predicted model, not a curated record
CCUGAAUAACUGGAAUCUACUCCACCACUACCUUCCAUUCCCCCAUAUAUAUACUCUCAUUCCCCACCCUUCUUUAACCUCUCUCUCUCUCUCUCUCUCUCUCUCCUUCUCUCUUUCUCUCUCUUGGGUAUUCUUGCUCGGUGGCCACUGUGACGAUGGUGAAGGACGACUGGAUAAGGGCUGCGAUGACAGAUGAUGGAGUGGUUGUGGAGCUUCUGGUGAGGCUCAAGCAAGCGCAAGCAGCGGCACCGGCGAAACCUCAGGCGGUUAUUCCACUCAGGUGGGGUUUACGACUUCCGAGGUCUAAGGCAGCCACAGCGGUAUCAUCUGGGAGAUGUGACGUCGUUUGUAGGAGGAAAGAUGGAGAUUCUUCUGCUAGAUGUAGUCCUACCACGCCGCUUUCCUGGAGCGGUGGUGGCGGCGCUGCUUCUCCCUCAGCCACCGCUGACGGCUUUGAAGAUACCAGCCCUCAUGUCAGCCGUUCUCUUACUAGCGCCAGAUCCAAGGGCGCUGCUACUACUGCUGAAACCACUAGCACCACCAAGAGAUCAAGAAGGAAGAAGACCUUUGCUGAACUUAAAGAAGAGGAAAGUUUUCUGUUGAAAGAAAGGAUGCAUCUGAAGAAGGAAUUAUCAACGUUAAAUGCCACACUCAAGGAACAGAUAGCAAGGAAUGAGAAUUUGAAGAGAAUAAAGCAUGAUCUGAAUUUGCAACAUACAAAGAAUUCAAGUUUAAUGCCGGGUUUGCUAGAGAAAGCAAUUUGCAGCAAGCCCCAGCAGAGAGAAUCUUCUCCCAACAACAUUAGUUCAAUGUUGCAUACGCAUGUUCAAGGUGAUGAUAAUACUAUGUCGGAUUCUUGUGAAACACAAGAUGCAAUUUCAAACCAUGAUAGAUCCUUCCUGCUCCCUGAUUUAAACAUGAUGCCAUCUGAGGAUACUCUCUCCGAAACUCCACCUGGAAUGAGAUGACAGAGAUCAUGUUAAAAAAAUGUUAGCUGUGCGCCUACCAAGGAUGUGGAUAUCAGAUCAUUGAACAACAUUUACUGUUAUGGUAGAAUGACGGGAGAUUGUAACCAUGUGUUUUGCCAAGGAGCUGCUUGCUUUAUGCACAUUCAAGGUUGCAUCCCGAAACUGCAGAUUUUGGCUAAAGCCUCAGAAGUUAUAGCAUGGAAGUGGUCUAUGGUUAAUUUGCCCAAGGCAAAAGAAACCAAAGGGACACGAAGAAGGUUUUUCAAUACUGUAAAAGAGACGAUGGUUAGUAGAUUGUAGAGAUUUCUUGAUUUGUUGGAGGUUUCUAUAUACCUCUGAAAUUCUGUGGGGUACAGCUUCAUUACUUCUUAUUUGUUGGCUGCUGAACUCUUAUGUUAAAAAGAUUCUUUCAACUAAUUUUACAAUAUAUACUCUUUA